Messenger RNA from Macrosiphum euphorbiae (potato aphid), 267 nucleotides. The record is from the annotation of a GenBank genome assembly. Lineage: Eukaryota; Metazoa; Arthropoda; Insecta; Hemiptera; Aphididae.
AUGGACGAAACGAAACGUCCCGCAAACGGUCGACAGGUGUCAGGUCCGCUCGUUAGGCAAUACCUAAUCAGUUUCAGUCGGCCCGCACAGCGCAACAUUAUCAGUCGUACCGGUCGCAUUAGUAAACGUAUGAAGAAUAGUGAACAAUCCGCCGGCUGCGUGGCAGAAAUUUCAAAUGGAUCCGACACCAGUGACUCCAAAACACCCCCUGAGGGUCGCGUUGAAGAUAAUUCAAUGUGUCCCCGUCUGCCUAUUGCUCCUCGUUAG